GCGUUGAGGCGGUGAUAGCCUUCGUCCACAAUUGGGGAAAAUAAUCCAACCAAGCCAGAAGAAGCCGUUCCAUGGCGGCCACGCGCCUUCGCCUUCACCUCUGCCCCCGCCUCCGCGCCUUCGCGUCCUCGUGUCGUCCCCUAUUCGCGACCCACCCUAGGACCCUGCCCCUACCACGGACCGGUCCGGCCAUUCCGCUUGCUGCCCGCACCCGCCGCGGGUUCGGCUCCUCCCUCGCCGCUGGCCCGCCUGCCGAGGACGACGACUUCGCCACAGCUGCGGACCUCCAGUUCGAGCCGCCGCUCAAGGUCGUGAAGUACCCCGACCCCGUCCUGCGGGCACCCAACAAGCGCAUCAACACCUUCGACAACAACCUCCGCACCCUUGCGGACGAGAUGUUCGAUGUCAUGUACAAGACUGAUGGCAUUGGUCUCUCGGCACCGCAAGUUGGAGUGAACGUGCAGCUCAUGGUAUUUAACCCUGCUGGGGUGGAGGGGGAAGGAGAGGAGAUUAUCCUUGUCAACCCGGUUGUCUACAAGUUUUCAAAGCGAUUAUUAGUGUAUGAAGAAGGGUGUUUGUCGUUCCCUGGGAUACAUGGCAACGUGCUGAGACCAGACACCGUUAAAAUUGCUGCUCAAGAUGUUACCGGGGCAAAGAUCAAAGUUAGAUUGUCAGCUCUGGCUGCAAGAGUUUUCCAGCAUGAGUUCGAUCAUUUGCAGGGGGUUCUUUUCUUCGACCGAAUGACUGUGGAUGUUGUUGAUAGCAUACGUGAGGAGCUGAAGAAGCUGGAGGACAAAUACGAGGAAACAACAGGACAAGCAAGCCCUGAAACUAUUGAAAACUACAGAGGGACAAAGGAUGUCAUUAGUUUUUCAAGAUGAUGACUUUUGGUUCUGCAAAUUUACCAAAUGCUUCAAGCCAAGCUUCACAUUGAAGAGUUUGUAGAACAGUUGGUUAUGCCCGUUAACACAUACUGCUGUCAUUCUAGUUUUGGUAGUUCCGCUAUGUCUAGCUAUCGUGCAAUGUCAGUGAAAUGACAAACAGAAUAGUUACUAUUUAUGAAUGAAGUAUUAUUUCAAAGGAUUAAUGUCUGAAAGGAUUUUUGUUUGCAUAUCAUGAUAUUUAGGAAAUACCGUACUUUCUCUUUA
Molecule: messenger RNA, 1148 nt
Organism: Brachypodium distachyon (stiff brome)
Lineage: Eukaryota; Viridiplantae; Streptophyta; Magnoliopsida; Poales; Poaceae
Product: peptide deformylase 1B, chloroplastic
Exons: 7
Coding region: 72-881 (269 amino acids)
Biological process (GO): peptidyl-methionine modification
Cellular component (GO): chloroplast; mitochondrion
Molecular function (GO): peptide deformylase activity
Source: RefSeq, a predicted model, not a curated record